Lethenteron reissneri (Far Eastern brook lamprey) is the source of this 2386-nucleotide messenger RNA. RefSeq names its product homeobox protein DLX-6-like. Lineage: Eukaryota; Metazoa; Chordata; Hyperoartia; Petromyzontiformes; Petromyzontidae. The record is from RefSeq and is a predicted model, not a curated record. Gene Ontology annotation, molecular function: DNA-binding transcription factor activity, RNA polymerase II-specific; RNA polymerase II cis-regulatory region sequence-specific DNA binding. Gene Ontology annotation, biological process: regulation of transcription by RNA polymerase II; cell differentiation; embryo development.
CGCGAAGGCGCCGCGCGUGUUUCUGCGGCGUGCGGCGAGCGGCGCUGAAGACGAAGUCGCGGGGAGGAAUUGCGGGCGACUCGGCGUGACCUGGACCCCCCCCGUCACCCCCACACGACUGCAGCGGCGGCAAGUCGGCCUUCCUCGAGUUCGGCCAGGGCGGCCACCCGCACAUGAUGAGCGCAUCGACGGCCGCCACGUCCAUGGCGCACCACACGCACCACUACCCGUCACACUGCCUGCCCUCGGCCGGGCACGACAGCUCGUACGCGGCCGCCGCCGCAGCCGCAGCCGCCGCCGCCGCAGCCUCGUCGUACCAGAGCAGACCGCUGGGCUACCCCUACCUGAACCCCAUCGGCAGCGGGACCGGCGGCGCUUCGGGGGGCUACAGCCUCGGCGCGCUGCCCUCCUACCAGCCGAGCAGCGCGCUCAGCCAGACGCGGCUCGACGACACGGACCCCGACAAGACGCCGGUGAUUCACAACGGCGAGCUGCGCUUCAACGGCAAGGGCAAGAAGAUCCGCAAGCCGCGCACCAUCUACUCGAGCCUGCAGCUGCAGGCGCUCAACCGCCGCUUCCAGCAGACGCAGUACCUGGCGCUGCCCGAGCGUGCCGAGCUCGCCGCCUCCCUGGGACUCACGCAGACCCAGGUAAAAAUCUGGUUCCAAAACAAACGCUCCAAAUACAAGAAGCUGAUGAAGGCUGGCGGCGCCGGGCUUGAGAACAACCCGUUAGUGAACACUGGCUGCCUGCCGCCCAGCCCGGUGUCAGGGCACCCCCAGCAAGCGGUGUGGGACAUGGGCCCCCCGGCCGUCAAGGGCACGGUCAUGUCCCCCGGAGCCUACAUGCCCCCUUACUCCCACUGGUACUCACCAUCGGCGCAUCAAGAGAGCAUGGCCAACCAGCCCGUCAUGUAGCCAGGUCUCCGCGGGACGUGUGCGUCCCUCCUCCUCCUCAUCCUCCAUCCACGACUGCCCGCGAAACCACCCCUCUCCCAGACGGAGCUUCGGUGCCGCGGUUUAAUUUAAACUGCAUAAGCUGUAAAUAUAUAUAUUUUUAAGAGAAUUGAACACACGCGCGCUCUCUCACUCGCCACGCGGCACACGGGGAUGCGCUGACACACGGCAUACACGACUGCACCGGCGCGCACACCGCUGUGGCACGCGUACGCACACUUGCACGCACGAUUACGUUACAGAUACGCACACACGUGGAUAUAUAUAUAUAUACACGCACGCACGGGCGCACGCACGCGAGUGAUCAGAACCGAACUGACGAGGCUGUUGGUGGUUUCCAAUUCGUGACUUAUCUGCAGGCGAUGAGCAAUUAACGGGGUCCUCAGCGCAGCAGUGACAGCGGCGACGCUUCUGGGCUAAGCCGGUCUGGCAGAUGAAUCAGGAGUAGACGAUCAGACACCUUGCCGGCACUUCUCAGCUACCGACACUCCCGCCGGAACCCAAAGCGGCUUCGUGGCCUCGCAGAAACGAGUUCGUUCGGGGCAUCGUGGCCUCCGUAACUGGGUGAAUUAUGAAGCGAACGUCCCACCUCCGAAUCGAAUGAAGGAUCACACAAAGGUAAAGCUCUCCCGUAUAUCCCUAACAUACUGUAUGGGGCAAGUGCUGCUAGCGAGCAGCACCUAUGAAGGAUCACGCACACACGAUCAACAACAACAACAUCGGCCGCCAUUCGCCACCAAGUGGUGGUGACAUCACCACGGCGCUUGUGCCAGGCUAGGUGCACUUUGAGGCCACACACACGAGCACACACGAUCUCGCACACACAGACGGAGGAGGCCGCGCCGAGCCGGACUAGGAACAGAUCUCGGACCGGAUCCAUUGAUUGGUGCAGACAGAGAGUGGCCGGGACAUGGCAGGGUGCGCGUCCCUUUGAUGAUGAUGAUGAUAAUAAUAAUAAUAAGAAGAAGACGUUGUCGUUGGAGUCGUUGUUGUUUGUCGUCGUUGCUAUUGUUGGACGUGUUGACCAUCCGUGUUUAUUAUUACUGCAGUACACGUGUGUCCGCUUGGAUGUACACAGUCCAUUAUUUGUGUAUAAUUGGCCGUGGAUUGGAAGCGGUUUUGUGACAUUUAACAAUGAUCACGAACUAGCGACGUUUUGCCUACCCUCCGCCCCCCCUCCCCACCACCACCACCACCACCGCUCCCCACUGGAAUUUUGACUUCGUCCCAAAAUUUGUAAAUUACUGAGAAAUUACUGAUCGCAGCGCAGGACGGGACGGAAGGAUAUUGAUCGAUUGCGUGGCAUUCCCACCCGUGUUCUGUAUAUAUGGACUUUCUUCCUAGAUGUACAUAACGGAAUAUAUGUUACAUGGUUUGUAGUUUUUUUUCAAAAGCCGUCACGAUGAAAUAAAUAAAUGUUGCUAGAAUAA